Molecule: messenger RNA, 533 nt
Organism: Bactrocera tryoni
Lineage: Eukaryota; Metazoa; Arthropoda; Insecta; Diptera; Tephritidae
Exons: 4
Coding region: 1-492 (163 amino acids)
Source: RefSeq, a predicted model, not a curated record
AUGUCGAUAGCGAUUCCCUGUCGACCGAAAAAAACAUUCACUCUCUUUGUUAUGGAUGUGCCUGAAGAUUUACCCGUCGAAGACAUUAGGCAUGCAUUAUACAAGUUCGAUUCUGUAGUUGAAGUAGUACGUCUUCAUUACCAAACUCAACAAUUAAUGUCAAACGAAAAAAUUCAAGAAGUUAGAACUGAAGUUGCUGAGAAAACAGACCGCCGAGAAUCAACUACGUCGGUAAUUCGAAUAACAUUAGCUUCAAUGGAUGAAUAUAAUAUACUACUGCAAAAUGGACUAAACUUUUACGAUGCGACCUUUUUUCCAACAGAAGCAAAUCUUCAAAUGAAGGAUGUAAAAAUUGACUAUAAAAGACGAAUUUUCGAUGGAAAUAAGAGUAGUCGAGUGCGUGAAUUGCUUCCUGUUUUCGAUGCCACUGGAUUUUGUAAAUUGCCACCACCAUCAAGUAAACUUAUUAAACCAACAAGAAGUAUAAAAUAAUAUAUUCCAAUAAAAACACUACACUACUAUGAUUUACGAAA